Messenger RNA from Sinocyclocheilus grahami, 1395 nucleotides. Its product is annotated as complement C3-like. The annotation marks the transcript as partial. The transcript is spliced from 11 exons. Lineage: Eukaryota; Metazoa; Chordata; Actinopteri; Cypriniformes; Cyprinidae. Gene Ontology annotation, cellular component: extracellular region. The record is from RefSeq and is a predicted model, not a curated record.
ACUGAAUUCUCAGCCUGUGUUCCUUCUUUGAUUCCUCCAGCUGAAGAGAUCGCUCAGACAGUCGAGCAGGCCAUCAGUGGAAGCUUCAUGGGUCGCCUUAUUUUCCAGCCCACUGGAUGUGGAGAGCAGAACAUGUACCGUAUGACUCUACCUCUCAUAGCCACUCAUUAUCUGGACAGCACCAAUCAGUGGGACACUGUUGGCAUGGAGCGCCGUAAUGACGCCAUCAACCAUAUCAGCACAGGUUAUCAAGGUCAGCUGAAAUACCGCAAAACAGAUGGAUCUUACGCUAUCUACAUAGAAACGGCAAGCAGCACAUGGUUGACAGCAUAUGUGGCUAAAGUCUUCGCCAUGGCCAAUAACCUUGUUUCUAUAGAGGAGAAUGUGAUCUGCAGCGCUCUCAAGUGGCUGGUUCUGCACAAACAAUUGCCAGACGGCUCCUUUAAAGAGGAUUCAGCUGUAAUUUCAAGAGGGAUGGUGGGUGGCGUACAGGGCAAUGAUGCUGAUGCCUCUCUGACGGCUUUUGUUGUGAUUGCCAUGCAAGAGGCCAGCAAGAUCUGUGCUGAAUCAGUUGGAAGUCUGCCUGAAAGUAUCAGGAAGGCUGUUGUCUUCUUGGAAGGUCGAUUUCCACAACUGACCAAUCCUUACGCUGUUGCGAUGACAUCCUACGCCAUGGCCAAUGCCAACAAACUCAAUAAAGGCAUCUUGAUGAGACACUCCACCCAAAAAGAAGCCGGUCGGUCCUGGACUGUCCCUGGACAACAUCAUCACUCACUAGAGGCGACGGCUUAUGCUGUGCUGGCGCUUGUGAAGGACAAAGACUUUGAUAAAGCAGGAGAAGCAGUGCACUGGCUGAACAGACAACAGACUCACUAUGGUGCUUAUGGCACCACACAGGCGACCAUCAUGGUGUUCCAGGCCGUGGCAGAGUAUCGCACACAGGUGAAGGACCGGCAAAACUUCAAUCUGGACGUGGAGCUGUCCGUUGCAGGAAGAAGCACACCUGUCAAAUGGGCUAUCAGAAGAGAGAAUGCACAUCUUACACGAUCAGACAGGGUGAACAUAAACCAGGACUUCAAUGUAACUGCUAAAGGAACUGGAAAAGCCAUUCUCUCAGUUCUGACGCUGUACUACGCCAGACCUGUUGAGAAGAAAUCUGACUGUACUUUCUUUGAUCUGACUGUUAAAAUGGAGAAAGACAAUGAAGCAAAACAAGGAGCCAUUGCAAGUUACAACUUCACUAUGGAUUUCUUCUACAAAGAUGAUAAAACUGAUGCCACCAUGACUAUUCUGGACAUUGGCUUACCGACUGGAUUUGAAGUUGAAGAAAGUGAUCUUAAAGAGGUAUUGUGGUGAUAAACUGAUGCAGUUAUGUUUCUGUAUAUAGAAGAGGAA